Recurvomyces mirabilis is the source of this 1863-nucleotide messenger RNA. RefSeq lists its product as uncharacterized. The record is from RefSeq and is a predicted model, not a curated record. Bases 1 to 1863 code for a protein of 620 amino acids. Gene Ontology annotation, biological process: ATP transport; transmembrane transport; ADP transport. NCBI's taxonomy places the organism in Eukaryota, Fungi, Ascomycota, Dothideomycetes, Mycosphaerellales, Teratosphaeriaceae. Gene Ontology annotation, molecular function: ATP transmembrane transporter activity; calcium ion binding. The transcript has 5 exons.
AUGGAUGGCGAGUCCAGCCAAGAACGCGAAGCCCGCCUCCGAGCCCUCUGGCGUCGCCUCGACACCCGCAAACAGAACAAACUCGACCUCCCCGCCCUACAAGAUGGCCUUCGCGCUAUCGACCACCCGCUUAAAGAUGCCACGAGUCUCAUCCGCGAUAUGCUCACGGCAUGCGAUAUCAAUCACGACGGGGAGAUAACCUACGACGAGUUCGAUCGCUUCUGCAUCGAGACGGAACGGCAAUUACGGACGUUGUUCGAUAGUAUGGAUCGCGAUCAUAAUGGGAAGCUGGAUAAGAGUGAAUUAGCCUCUGCAUUUGACCGAGCAGGUGUGCUGGUAUCGAAUGCGCGACUGGAUCGAUUCUUUACCUAUAUCGAUAAGAACCAUGACGGGAACAUCGAUUUCAGCGAAUGGAGAGAUUUUCUCCUCUUCAUACCCGCAUCCGCGCCAGGCUUAAAUGCCGUCUUCAACUACUACACCUCCGCGCACAAACUCACGGCGGAAGGCGAUGUGCAGAUGACCGACCAAGCAAUAAAUGGUGCCGGUAUGACUUUUGAUUUCCUUCGAAAUAUGAUGUUUGGUGCUAUUGUGAAGCUUGUCCGGCCUACAUCUGCAAUAUCUCUUCCAGCAUCUGCACAUUCGCCACCAGUAUCAUCACAACCUCCACAAGACCAAGAACAUGACUACGAAGCAUUAUCUACACCACCAAACUACAACCCCGAAAUGAAGACCUUCGAACAACGACCUCACCAACCCACCGACCUUGCAUCAGAAGACCCACACAUGCCUCUCAAACCCGCCCGCCGGAAACUCCUCCACCACUCCAGCCCACCCAUCAAUAACCGCAGCGAAGAAGACACGGAGCUCGUAGAAUCGUAUGAACCCGUCACGCUAACCGACUUGGUGCCGGAUGUAGGCUACUUUGUCGCCGGCGGCUUGUCCGGUAUCACUAGUCGAACCGUGACGGCGCCGCUCGAUCGGCUGAAGGUGUAUCUGAUAGCGCAGACGGGGAAUGCGCAGGCGGCGGUCGAGGCGGCGAAGAGUGGGAAGGCGGUCAAGGCUACGCAGCAAGGGGCUAGGACGCUUUGGAAGGCGGUGGGGAAGUUGUGGGCGGCGGGUGGGGUUAGGAGUUUGUUUGCUGGCAACGGGAUCAAUGUGGUUAAAGUCAUGCCCGAAUCAGCGGUCAAAUUCGGUUCAUACGAGGCUUGCAAAAGAGCAGUAGCCCACAUGGAAGGCCACAACGACCCAACCAACAUCUCCCAACCCUCCCAAUUCGUCGCCGGCGGCGUUGCAGGCAUGAUCUCCCAAGCCGUCGUCUACCCCCUCGACACUUUGAAAUUUCGCAUGCAAUGCGAGACCGUCCCCGGAGGCCUCCACGGCAACAAACUCCUCCUCACCACCGCCGCCAAAAUGUGGCGAGCCAACUCCAUCUUCGCCUUCUACCGCGGCCUUUCUAUGGGAUUGGUCGGUAUGUUCCCGUACGCCGCCAUCGACCUCUUCACUUUCGAGACCCUGAAACGCCGGCUCGUGGCAAGGAAUAUGAAGAUGUAUGGGUAUAAACACGAGGAGGAUGCUCUGCCGGGCAAUUUCACCUUGGCGCUCAUGGGUGGUUUUAGUGGGGCUAUUGGGGCUAGUAUUGUUUAUCCCAUCAAUCUGCUGCGUACUAGGUUGCAGAGUCAGGGGACGGCGAGCCAUCCGAGGACGUACACUGGUAUUGUUGAUGUUACGCGCCAGACGAUUCGGGGCGAGGGGUGGAGGGGGUUGUUCAAGGGGUUGACGCCGAAUUUGUUGAAGGUUGUGCCGGCUGUGUCAAUUACUUAUGUCGUCUAUGAGAAUUGCAAGAAGGCGCUGCAUCUCCACUGA